This is a messenger RNA of Phialemonium atrogriseum, 1431 nucleotides long. RefSeq lists its product as uncharacterized. The record is from RefSeq and is a predicted model, not a curated record. The transcript has 2 exons. Bases 1 to 1431 code for a protein of 476 amino acids. NCBI's taxonomy places the organism in Eukaryota, Fungi, Ascomycota, Sordariomycetes, Cephalothecales, Cephalothecaceae.
AUGUCAUGGAAACGGCCACUAUUAUGGCUGACUAUUCCGCUGUCCCUGUUUGCCGUGGCCGCAAACGCCCAAGCCUGCCGUCUUCGCAGCCCAUUCACCGUCAAUUCACAGGCGGACGCCGACGAGUUGACCAAAUGCGAGCAGUUCAAUGGCGACGUCAACAUAUCCCCAUCAGCAUCAAGCAACAUUACCUUGGACGGUCUCCUGCAAGUCUUUGGGUCGCUACGGGCCACUCUUCCCGGCCACUCCGACACCGCGGAUGCGACGACCCUAAUUAGCAUCUCUAGCAAGACGCUUAGUUUCGUUGGUGGUAGCCUUGUCAUUAGCUCCGUAUCCAGCCUGCAGUCCAUCGCGCUGCCAAAGCUGAAGAUCGUUGUCGGUGCCCUCGAGAUGUCUGAUCUGCCGUCCCUCGUCGACCUGCACCUCGAAGGCAUUAACUCGGUCGGCAACUUCAGUCUCGUUUCCGCCCCACGCCUGCUCGAGGCGUCUAUUGGCGCGGACAGCACAGAUAAGGAUCGUGACAUCGGCCUGAAGUACCUCACAGACACGACCGAUCCCGCCGUUGUGGUCAGGGAUGUCGGCCUCGCAAGCCUCUCCGGGUUGGUGGACCUCUACGAUGCGUCGCUGAUCGAGCUCGCCGAGCUCCCCAACCUCAACGACGUACUCCUUAACACCGGCCACGUGGGGGAGGUGCGCAUCCAUGGCAACGGCAACCUGACGCUGUCCACAUGGGGGGGACCAGGGAUCGGCACGACAGAGCAGGUCGUGGGGAAGCUCAGCAUCACGGGCGUCAAGCACGUGUCGCCAUGCCGAUCUUUCGACGUGCACGAGUUCAUUGCCGUCAAUAACUCGGUCGAGUACCUGCACUUCAGCUUCACGGCCGUGCAGCGCCUCGAGGUUCGCGACAAUGCGCGGUUGAAGACCCUUGUGCCCUGGAACGGGCACAAUAUUUGGGAGUGGGAUCUCGCCGAUGUCUUGAUCAGGGACAACCCGCUGCUUGUAUUAAGUCAGUUCCCCGUGCGAAGCGCCAACGACACCCUCACACUACUCGAGUGUCCCGGCUCGUUCAACAACAGCGUAGAUCAGUGGCAGUGGUAUCCCUUCCACAUGGAAACCCUGGCUAUCGACGCCGCUAUUAACGACACCUUCUUCAAAAGCUUCACCGACCUUUGGGCUGAGGAGGAAGACCCAGAAGCACAUCUCCGAUCGCUACCCAUAGUCCUGCAGAAUUUCACUGUCAGGUCAACAGACCCGUCUUUCGACUGCUCCCGGCUCGAUGCUCUGAGGUCCGAGACGGUGGCGUUCCCCGGGGCGUACAGCUGCCAGGGCCAUACGCUCAAUCCCCCGAAGGACGCGGCGUCGGCCCUACUACUUGUGUCAUGGAACCUACCGCUUGUUGUUGCUGUCACGAUGAUGGCAUUUUAUGUGUAA